UCAAAGUUUCAAGUUCAGAGAUUUGGAAAGAGAAGUUGUUUCUGUUUUGAUCGAAAAUUAUGACUAUGAAUUUCAAAAAAGAGAAAGUAAGAUUCUUGACGAUAUUAUUAUGGAAUCUAAAGAAUAG
Messenger RNA from Racocetra persica, 127 nucleotides. NCBI's taxonomy places the organism in Eukaryota, Fungi, Glomeromycota, Glomeromycetes, Diversisporales, Gigasporaceae. The record is from the annotation of a GenBank genome assembly.